AUUGAGUCAAACAAGAAGUUGUGCAAGCCUCAUUCGGCCAAUAUAAACACGCCACGAGCCCCGGAAGUUCUAAGACUGUAAGCAUAAGAUUAUUAAAUCACAUAUUGGUCGUCAUGGCAUCUGUAGCCGCAUUCGAGACGCCGCCGACUACAUCAAAACCAUCACAGUCACCCACGACUGACUUUGAUGUUGUCGCUUACUACAACGAUCUCGUUCAGGAGGAUCCGACCAUCACACCCCCGAUAGCAGCCAUCCAAGCACUCAUAUCAUUACUCGCCAAGACACAAUUAACAACCAUCUCUGAGACUCUCAGCCUCCUGGCAACACAUUCACAAAAGCUCCUUGCCUCUCAACGAAAUCCCAUACCGCUUUCUGCAGGCACCGAACUCUUCCAACGCUAUUUGGUCAGCUCUUUCCAACAGAGACCUUCGUCGCUUGCAGAUUCCGAUUUCACGACUCUACGCCAUCAUAUUCUCACAAACUCUUCCCUUUUUGUAAAACGAGCAAACGAAGCUCGUUUGAAAAUCGCCCACUACGCCCUUCCUUUCAUCAAGGAAGAAUCCACUAUCAUCACCUAUGGCUACAGCCGAGUCGUUCAAACCCUCCUCACACAUGCCGCUGAGUCUGGCCGCUACUUCAACGUCAUAUACAUCCUGCCUUCGGCUGGGUUCACCGAUAACAUUUCCCAGUCCAUUUCUAAGUUAAGGAAGUUAUCUAUCCCGACGACCACGAUCCCUCUCUCAGCCAUGACCUAUGCCCUGGCAUCGCUCCCUGCGACAUCUUCAGCACCUCAGCUGAUCGUUGGUGCCAGCGCAGUGCUGGAAAAUGGCUCGGUUGUCACUGAGCUUGGAACCCACCAGAUAGGAAUGAUCUCCAAGGCCGUGUCGAUGCCACUACACAUUGCAGUCGAGUCUUACAAAUUUGUGCGCAAUUUCCCUCUGGGUUUUGGACCGCUUGACCUGGCGCGGAUGGGUGUCAAGCAGGAUGUUCUACAUUUCAGCACGAACACGGGUUCACAAGCUAAGGAGCAGAGCACAUCCGAAAGUCAGCUCGUCGAUGUACGAGAUAUGGUGGAGAUAACUCCUCCCGAACUGAUUGAUGCGCUGAUAACCGAGAAUGGGAUUCUGACUCCAAAGGCAGUGAGUGAGGAAUUGAUCAAACUAUGGUUUUAAUGGGUUGCAAAAUGUGCUCUAGAUUCCUAGCCACUAAUGAGUAUGAAUUGAG
Exophiala oligosperma is the source of this 1224-nucleotide messenger RNA. RefSeq lists its product as uncharacterized. The transcript has 2 exons. The record is from RefSeq and is a predicted model, not a curated record. Gene Ontology annotation, molecular function: guanyl-nucleotide exchange factor activity; translation initiation factor activity. Gene Ontology annotation, biological process: translational initiation. NCBI's taxonomy places the organism in Eukaryota, Fungi, Ascomycota, Eurotiomycetes, Chaetothyriales, Herpotrichiellaceae. The coding region runs from base 114 to 1172 and encodes 352 amino acids. Gene Ontology annotation, cellular component: eukaryotic translation initiation factor 2B complex.